This is a messenger RNA of Naegleria gruberi, 1740 nucleotides long. RefSeq names its product G-protein alpha subunit. Lineage: Eukaryota; Heterolobosea; Eutetramitea; Acrasida; Naegleriidae. The coding region runs from base 60 to 1730 and encodes 556 amino acids. Gene Ontology annotation, biological process: adenylate cyclase-modulating G protein-coupled receptor signaling pathway. The transcript has a single exon. The record is from RefSeq and is a predicted model, not a curated record. Gene Ontology annotation, cellular component: heterotrimeric G-protein complex. Gene Ontology annotation, molecular function: G protein-coupled receptor binding; G-protein beta/gamma-subunit complex binding; GTPase activity.
GGCAUCACAAGCCAUACAAUCAUUUCGAAUACUUUUCUAAAAGAAUAAUUUACUUUCGGAUGGGAAAUACACAUCAUCAGGGACUUGAAGAGGGUCAUCAUCACCGAAAAUCACAACGUUCCUCUGAUAAUUCACCACUUUCCACUCAUCAAAAUCCUUUCCAUCAUCGACACAGCACCAAAAGCAAUCAUUCGAAUUAUGAACAACAAUUAGAUACUGCCAUAACACAAUUAACCAAUAAUAAUGGAACUCUGGAUGAAAAUAAUCAUCAUCAUUACCAACCUAAUCAUCAAUUGGAUGGUGAAAUUCUUGUUGGUCUUCCAAAUAUAACUGCCUUUUCAGGAAAAGAUGCACUAGUGGUGGAAAAUUCACUUGAAAAAUUCAAAAUCCUAUUGUGUGGAAGUGGAUCAAGUGGAAAAACCACAUUUCUCAAAAGUAUUGAAUUGUACAAGAAGGGAGCAUUUAUGGAAUCAGCUUACAAGAAGGGAAUUAUCUAUUUUAAUAUUAUUAGAGAUUUGGGAUUGAUGUGUAAACAGUAUUUGAGUGUGGCUACAGAGUUUUUGAAUUUCAUUUCAGGUUUGAAUGAGGAAAAUUAUGGAAAAUCAUUGAGUGAUUUGAAUGAAAUGUUUCCUAGAGAAUUGCCACGUGAAAUUACAGAUUCGAUGGAUAGAUUGAUUAAGGUUGCGAGCUCAAAGAAUUUUCUACAUAGUUCAGCAAGUAGAUCAUCUUCAAAACAGUAUAAUCCUACAUUUGAUACUUAUUUUAAUGAGCAAACAUUUGAGGAUAUUGAAUCAUUGUGGAAAUAUAGACCUUUCAACUUAUUUGCUCAUUUUCACUUGACACAUUCAAGUAUUCCAGAAUUUUUGACACCUGUUUUAACUAAAAUGGACACAAUUCCAAACAUUACGUUUGGAGAGAAUGAAUCCACUAAUUAUUCCAAGUUUAUGCUCUCAUUGAGGAAUAGUGAUUUUGAUGAUUUAAUUUACUUUUUAGAUCGUAGACUCAAUGAAUUAUAUCCUCCUUAUCAGUAUGACCCCAAUUGGGUUGAUCUCUUACAUAGAAGACAAAAAACAGUUGGAUUUUAUCAUUUAAACUAUGUGGAAGAUGCCAUUUCAGAGGAGGGCAUGAGAGAAACGAGAAAUUACAUUUUUAUUGAUACAGCUGGUCAAAGGUCAGAAAGAAAGAAGUGGUCAAUCUGUUAUCCAAACACAUUUACACUCUUUUACUUUGUUUCAUUGGCUGAUAUUAAUUUAACAUUGUAUGAAUCGAAUGUGGAGAAUAGAUUGUUGGAUUCUUUGCAUUUGUUUGAGCAUGUUUGUCAGGAACCAGAUCUCAUUCAAACUCCAAUUGUUCUCUUCUUUACAAAAACAGAUAUUCUCAAGAGGAAGAUUAAAAAUGGAUUGAAACCUAUUGAGCUAUUUGAAAAGAUUGAAAAGCUCUACUCACAACGAUAUGAAGCAGCAACCAUUGUUGACAUGCCACCAUCAUCUGCAACUAAUGAUACUGAGAAGAAUUCCGAACUUUCUCUCAAUAUUUCGUCUGGAAAUCAAGCGAAUCAAGUCGAUGCUGAAUUCAACCAAUUCAUUGAAUAUAUUUCAGCCAAAUUCAAGGAAAAACUGUUACCAACACAAACAAUCACCAUUUACACUCUCGACUGCACUGAACCUACUCAAUUCAAAACAACAUUCAAGGAAAUCAUGCAAAUGUUAAAUAAAACUAUCAAGGACUAAUUUAUUCGUC